CAAUAUUUUUUAUUUUUUACUUUCUUGUUUUUCUCUUGAACAACAAAUAUAUAUUUUUUACUUGCUGCUGAGGAGACUAGGAAUUUAAUAUUUAAUAUACUUUAAAGCUGGAAGCUCUGUAUUCUUGUGGUUGUGUGAAUUGUCAAGCUAAGCUUAGUCCCCUCUUUCACACCUUUCAAUCUCAAAACCAUGGAGGAAGAAUCUAGGGUUUGACACCAAUCAAGAUAGUUAGAGAGGCUAAUAUGGAGGAAGUUGAAGAAGCUAAUAGAGCAGCUGUUGAGAGCUGUCAUAGAGUUCUAACUAUGUUGUCUCAGCCCCAAGAUCAAGUUCAGUAUAGGAAUUUAAAGGUGGAAACAGGGGAGGCUGUAUUGAGGUUCAGGAAAGUUGUUUCCUUGUUAGGUAGUGGUUUGGGUCAUGCAAGAGUUAGGAAGCAAAAAAAACUUCAAAUUCCUUUCUCUCAAAGUAUCCUUUUGGACAACCCAAAUUGCAAAACCGACCAUUUGCAUUUUCCUCAAACAAAUUUUACUGACAAUUCAGUUCAGGAAUUGGGUCCAACAGUUAGAAAUUCACUCUGUCUGGGAAACCCUUCUUUGGAAUUGAGCUCCAAUGGGAAAAGUCCUCUUCACCUUACCCAACAACCGUCAUCAACACACUACCACAUCCUUCAGCAGCAACAACAGAGGUUGUUGUUGCAGCAGCAGCAGCAGCAACAACAAAUGAAACAUCAAGCGGAAAUGAUGUUCCGAAGGAACAGUAGUGUCAUAAAUUUGAAUUUCGAUAGCUCUAGCUGCACGCCGUCAAUGUCAUCUACUAGGUCUUUCAUUUCUUCCUUAAGCAUAGAUGGUAGCGUGGCUAACAUGGAUGGAAGUGCCUUCCAUUUAAUAGGAGCAGCACACUCUGAUCAGAAUUCACAGCAGCAGCACAAGAGAAAGUGUUCUGCCAGAGGUGAGGAGGGUAGUGUCAAGUGUGGGAGCAGUGCUAGAUGCCAUUGCUCAAAGAAGAGGAAACAUAGAGUGAAAAGAUCAAUUAAAGUGCCUGCUAUCAGCAACAAACUCGCAGAUAUCCCUCCUGAUGAUUAUUCAUGGAGGAAGUACGGGCAGAAACCAAUCAAGGGAUCACCUCACCCUAGGGGAUACUAUAAGUGCAGCAGCAUGAGAGGGUGCCCUGCUAGGAAGCACGUAGAGAGGUGCUUGGAAGAGCCUUCCAUGCUAAUUGUUACUUAUGAAGGCGACCACAACCAUCCCAAGUUACCAGCACAAUCUUCAAAUGCAUGAACUACAUGAAGAGCUUAACCAAAACCUCUGAUUGGCUUGAGAUAAUGCUGUACAUAUCUUAAGUGGUGCAAUUCGGGGUUUUCUUGGGGAAGGUUUUAGGCAUUUGGUAGGUUAGUUGGCUAAUGAGCCAUUUAGUUAUAGAGCAGGGGAUGAGAAGCGGUGAUAAAAUGAACAAAUCUGUAAAAUUGGUAGUUUCCAUUCGUAUGAACUCAUUGUCUUUCUUAAGUUUGUUGUAAACAUUUUAGGUUUUUUCUAAAUGAAUGAAAAUGCCUUC
Abrus precatorius (Indian licorice) is the source of this 1548-nucleotide messenger RNA. Its product is annotated as probable WRKY transcription factor 21. Gene Ontology annotation, biological process: regulation of DNA-templated transcription. Gene Ontology annotation, molecular function: DNA-binding transcription factor activity; sequence-specific DNA binding. NCBI's taxonomy places the organism in Eukaryota, Viridiplantae, Streptophyta, Magnoliopsida, Fabales, Fabaceae. The transcript is spliced from 4 exons. The record is from RefSeq and is a predicted model, not a curated record. Bases 243 to 1274 code for a protein of 343 amino acids.